Nematocida ausubeli is the source of this 1224-nucleotide messenger RNA. RefSeq lists its product as uncharacterized. The record is from RefSeq and is a predicted model, not a curated record. The coding region runs from base 1 to 1224 and encodes 407 amino acids. The transcript has a single exon. Lineage: Eukaryota; Fungi; Microsporidia.
AUGCUAAAAAUUAUAAUUAUAGCUAAUGUGCUGCAGAUGCGUGCAGUAUUAUAUAAUGAAGAGAAUGAAGAUUUGCAGGCAGAAAAAGCAGUAUUUGGUUGGAGACGGUUUGUUCCAAGGAUUGUGAGAGGAGCCUUUUCUUUUUUAAAACGGCCAGUUGGCAAUUCAGAGGGCGAUUCUGUAGAGGCACUUGGCAUGCGCCAGGAUAUAAGCACUGCGUGUGAAAAGCCCAGUGCAGAAGAAAGCAAAGGCAUAGGGCUAGAGUAUAUGAAAGAGUUCAUUGUUAAGCACAACCGAGGCGGGAACCUGCAGGAAGAAGGCCUUUUGCUGCAAUGCGAUCCGCUAAUUAAUAAAGACAUGGAGGAGAAUAUAUAUGAAAGCAGCAGCAGUGAACUGGAGCAGGUGGAUAAGCUAUGCGAGAGAAAGAACAAACAGUUUUGGUAUACCUUCAAUGGGAUAACUGUCUUCAACAAGCCGUACAUAUACGAUAUAUGCGUAGAUGGAACUGCAUGUGAAAUACUUAAUAACAAGGACCAUGAGAAGCCAAGAAGUACAAUGCCCCACAGAAAUAUCUUUACGGAGACAAAGCAUCUUUUUUCUCUUUGGAGGCCUGAAAUGACCAACAUAUUCUACUGCGGAGUGGUUCUAGUGAGUAUAUUCAGUACGUACUAUCUUGACAAGCUUGAUGUUUCUGCAUCGUCAAAAGAGCUCAUUAGAAAGACGCUGAGUUCUAUAAUUCAGUCUUUCAGGGCAUAUCUUGGAAAUAGCACAUGUAAACUUGUUUUAAACAAUGAAGAAAUAUCGAAAUACAUUGAGAUAACUAGGAAGGAGAUUCUUUCAGGCAAGAACUUCAUCUUUCCUUCUCUUAUAGAUGUAAAUCAGCUAAUAGAAAAAGAGAAGCUCGUGUUUGAGACAGUCUUCAGCCUAGGAAUACGAGGAAGCGAGCUGCCUAAGUACGUAUAUGACUUAGCCAAUAUUUGUAUAGGGCAAGCAGGCCUUCCAAAUGAUCCUAAAUAUGACGCACUCAGUCGACUAAUAAAAAUGCACAUGUACAUUUACUCCUACGAGGGAAUGGUGUCUCUUCUCUGCAGGCCCAAUAUCAAGGACAUAGCAGCCGAGCACUUAGAGGAAGUGUUCAAACUAUAUGGGGGUGAAAUACUCCACAUAAUUCUAGCAGUGCGGCAAUACUUCUCAGAAGCUGCUCUUCUUUAUGCACGUGCUUAA